CCCCGGCAACCGCUGCAGGGCGGGAGGGGCGGUGCGGGGGCGGUUGCCGGCAGAGGCCCCGCGGUCACAAAGAGCCCCGGGUAACGCUUGAGACUCGCGGAUCCUCAGCCUCGGGUAACACCUGGAACCCGCGGAUCUUCAGCCUCGGCCCCGCGCAGCCCUUCUCUGCCAUGGAGUUGGACGAUGACUUCGAUGCUUUGGACCCAGAAAGAUUAAUACAGUGCCCAUAUAACAAGCAUCACCAGAUCCGAGCCUGUCGGUUCCCCUACCAUGUGGUAAAGUGUAAGAAGAGCUACCCUGAAGUUGCAAAGGAGUUGGCCACAUGUCCCUUCAAUGCUCGCCACCUGGUUCCUCGAGCUGACCUCUGUGAUCACUUAACCAAGUGCAAUGACAGAGGGUUCAUUGAGCAAGAUAUAGUGAAUCAGUCCAGUGACUUCCAGAGAAAGCAGAUGAAUGCAGUGAGCACCUGGCAGGCACCUCCAUGUGAUGAAGACUGGGAAAAAGAUUCAUUGGAGCAUUCAGAGCCUCCUUUUAUUUGGGGUGUGACCAGUUCUGACAGCAAAAGUUCCAGUGCCACCUCUGAAGAAAAGAACUGUUUGCCUGCAAGGGUUCGUGCCCCCGAGUUCUUACCCUUUGCUGUAUCAUGGAAGGGCUGAUCCUGGAGCUCCUGUGGAUGGCACAUAUUUCCUGGACCUGAUGGGAGGACUCUGUAAACUCAAGAGUUGUUUCUGCAACACUUGGAGUUUUAAAACAAUCCUUGGUUGUAAAAUUUUUCUCCCCAAGUGUUUGUCUCAUUAAAUAACCUUCAUUUGGUGAUCUUUGUUACUACUACUGAGUAAAUGGGCUGAUAAAUUUACACGACAGCAGCUUAGAAAUCUCUCCUUCAGCAGCAGUGGGAAGGUAACAGGAAAAACAGAGGGACUGUCAAAGGUUGGGUCACUUGUCCAAUGGUUUGAAGUUACAUUUGCUCAAGUGAUUUGGAAACAGCUGCAGAACUCUUGUGAAUUAGUGAUCGGUUUUGAGUGGCAGGGUGGGAAGGGGGUGGACAUAAGUAGAGGAGGUAGGGUCUGAGUUGGUUACUACUCACAGAAGUGAUGCUGGGAAACAGAACAGCUUGGGGAGUGCUGCACAUACCACUAAAAUCUUGUCACUAAGCUUGAUGCUUUACAGCAAGUGUGUGCAUUUGGAAAAGAGCCUCCUUCAGAGUUGUCCAGAUAUGAUGGUUUUGUGCUGGCUGCAAACAAAGGAUGCAAUUAUGUUUAGGGUGGAGGGGAGGAAAUGCCCUGCAAAAAUGGCAGAUUUGUGGGAACUCAGGCCUUGGUGGAGCAGGAGCUGUUCUGGUCCCAUUUCAGCAGAAGUCAGAAACAGAGAACAGUCAUUUUCAGGAAUUUCUCCCUUGCAGCAUGAGCGUGUCCCUUGCCUCUGCAAAGCCACACCACAUGUUUUACUGUUUUCAGGAUUAUAUGGUGUCCAGAGUGCUUUCUGUGGAACUUUUUCUGGACAUCUGUGAGAACAUCUGGUUGGUUGCUGGGAAGGUGCAGAAAAGUUACGACCACAGCUCUCUCUGUAAUAAAAUCUGUCACUUGUGAGGUCGUAUUUGAGGGCCUCUUACAGCCCAGAGAGCAGAGUCAGUUCUGAGAUUUUCUUCAGCCUGUAAAGAGGCAGAGGCUUCCUACUGCAUAGUGUGUCAUUAAUAUCACCUGGACCAGCCCAGUGUUUUUAUGUGCAUGAAUUUUUUGCUUUUAAACUUUUCAGGAUCUUUGAGUUUGCUCACACUGUGCAUGUAAAGUGGACAGUAUGGGUUUGAAAGUAUGUUUUAAUUUACAGACAUACAUCUUUCAAAGCAUCUUGAUUCCACCUUUCUGGCUUCAAGCCUUAAGCCUUAACUUUCCCUCCUGAGUGAUGCUUCAAGCCAUACAAUAAUGGGGAAUCCUUUCUGAAUUCCUUACAAAGUACAUAAUACCAAACAGGUGAAGUUUAACAAGUACUCUUAAGUAUUUGUCUCAUUUCCAUUAGAGUUUUGUAGGUUUCUAACACUUCAACUGUUGUUUGUUGAGGAGCUGAGGGGGGUGGGAGGAUAACAGGAAUGGUUUAAAUCACCAAAAAUAUAUAUUUGGGACUGUGUUUAAUGUUUGGAUCAAGCAGUAUACUAAAAAUUAAUGCAAAGUACAAAAUAAGAUCUUAAUACACAAAGAAUUAAGAAACCAGGCAUGAUGUUUGUCUAGAAAGAAGUUUGACUUUUACAUUUUGCAAAAAACGUUCUUCAAAGUACUGAAUUUUCACUGUUUAUUCCUGCCAAUGUUCCCUGGUGUACGUUGGCUGACGUGGGCAGAGCGAGCAUGAUUUCAAUUUUGGUUCUAUCAACGUUCUUGUUGGCAAUUGAGAAUAAAAAGGUUAUGAA
Molecule: messenger RNA, 2401 nt
Organism: Calypte anna (Anna's hummingbird)
Lineage: Eukaryota; Metazoa; Chordata; Aves; Apodiformes; Trochilidae
Gene: GTSF1
Product: gametocyte specific factor 1
Exons: 7
Coding region: 171-656 (161 amino acids)
Source: RefSeq, a predicted model, not a curated record